Molecule: messenger RNA, 996 nt
Organism: Mya arenaria
Lineage: Eukaryota; Metazoa; Mollusca; Bivalvia; Myida; Myidae
Product: carbonic anhydrase 2-like
Exons: 7
Coding region: 1-996 (331 amino acids)
Cellular component (GO): plasma membrane
Molecular function (GO): carbonate dehydratase activity; zinc ion binding
Source: RefSeq, a predicted model, not a curated record
AUGAAAAAAAAAGAUAUUGUUUUAUGUAACAAACACGGUUUUAAAGCACGAUUAUUGUAUGUACUUUUUCCAGGAAAUGUGUGGACAUACAGAGGGUCGGAAGGUCCUGACAACUGGCACUUGGGCUACCCUCACUGCGGCGGUGUGAAGCAGUCACCCAUCGACGUGCAGACAGGGGAUGUGGUGGUGGACCCCAACCACCUGGUACCCAUUGUUUUCUCCGGCUACGACAAUGUUGCCAACACUAACUACACGCUCGGGAACAACGGACACACAGUUCAAGUGGACCUGAAUGAUCAGAGUAUGAUGAUCAGCGAGGGCGGCCUGGAAGGCACGUACGUCGCCGCGCAAUUGCACUUUCAUUGGGGCGCCGACAAUACGCGCGGAUCCGAGCAUGCCAUCAACGGCCGCCACUAUCCAAUGGAGAUGCACAUCGUCCACUACAACCGGAAGUACGGGAACUUUACGGCCGCUUUGAAACGCGAGGACGGCCUCGCAGUGCUGGGUUUCUUUUUCGAGAUUGGAAGAUAUAACGAGCACUUUAACGAAAUAAUUAGCCACUUCAAUGACAUAAAAUACAGAGACCAGCACGUGCCGAUCGAAUCGAUCCCUCUGAUUGAGCUGAUCCCGGCGCGUCUGUCCAACUACUUCCAGUACCUGGGAUCUCUGACAACGCCUCCCUGCUACGAGAGCGUCACAUGGACGCUCUUCAACGAAACCAUAGAGAUUGCCGAAGAACAGCUGGAGAAAUUCCGGACGACGAUUUUCGAGAAUAUCGAGGACGAGGGCGGGGUAUCAAUGGACAUAUCAGACGACUUCCGGCCCGUGCAGUGCCUCUACCGGCGUCGCGUGCACGCCAGCCACCAAUCACUCCGCUACGACACAGGCCCGACCGCUGCCGCCUUCCAGGAUGACGACCCUUCUGCCGCUAACGUCGUUACAAGCGUUGCAUCGAUUGUUCUAUUCAUUAUGGCGUUAAUGAACAUUGGUCUGUAA